Cuscuta epithymum is the source of this 340-nucleotide messenger RNA. The record is from the annotation of a GenBank genome assembly. Lineage: Eukaryota; Viridiplantae; Streptophyta; Magnoliopsida; Solanales; Convolvulaceae.
UUUUGCAAUUAAUUAAAACUCCGGUGGUAAAGAUUAGGGAUGGAGAAGGCCUUACGACCUCUGUUCGUUGCUCGCUGAUGUCCUGGGAAUCGAAUCAAUCGAUGGUUUGUGUUAUUCGCUUACUGAAUUGCUGGAGGCUAGCGAAGGAGGUGCCGCUGGGUGGAUUCCUGGGAUUGGUGAAGCUGGUGCAGCUCCUGGGAGCAGGGGCGGAUCCAGGAUCUUUUGUUAUUGGGGGCACUCCUAAAGAUAGAGAGAGAAAAAAAUCAUAUAAUUAUAAAUUAACUUCAAAAUUAUUUGAAAUUACUUGGUAUUAGUAAAACAAAAAAAUAUUAUUUCCUCC